AUGGCCCGAAGUGCAGCCAUGAGUGCUCCCAUGGGAAUGAACUACUUGGCCACACCUGAAAGCCUUCAAGGCUUUAACCUGAUACCACAGAUGAUGGCCCAAAUGAUGGCACAUUUUCCUUGUCAACACUUCAUCAACCAAGUGUUGACCGCCCACCAAGGAAACACAAGCAAUAAUCCGGCCUCACGAGUAGAAGAAGAUCUUGCCAAACCUUACAAGCCUAGCAAUUUGUCUUGUUUCUCCCAACAAAUUACUGAUUAUGAUUUUCAAACCCGGAUUAAGAUGCCAUCCCACAUAAGAACCUACGACGGAACUGAAUAUCCUGAAAACCACCUCCAAAUCUUUCCCGGGGCAGCAAGAGGUGAAAAAAAGUCCAAUGAUGAAUGUUGUCUCACGUUCAUGCAAACCCUUGUAGGGUCUGCCAGGAUAUGGUUUAACGACCUACCUGAAAGAAGCAUUCGAACCUUUGAUGAUCUGAGAAAAGGUUUCAUGGCCAACUUUUCUCAACAAUGGAGGUAUGUCAAGGAUGCAACAAUGAUUUUUCAGAUCAAGCAACGAGAUGAUGAAAGCUUUAGAGAUUUCAUCGAAAGAUACAAGAAGAAAGGGUUAAGCUAUGUGGGUGCUGAUGAAAAAAUGAGGGUGGCAGGGUUCAUGAAUGCCAUCACCUCCAAUACCUUACAAGGGACUUCAAUAAGUGCCUACCUAAAACCGUUGAGGAGGCCCUCGAAAGGGAUAAAGCUCACAUUCAAGGAGAGGAAGCUGUUGACAUCAAAGAGCAAAGGAAAAGGGGUCCUAGUUGGAGAAGCAACAGUCCCAACAGGAAAAGAAGUAACUAUGGUUCCAAUGACAAACGCUCAACAAGUUCAGACUCAAGAAGAUCUGAAUGCAGGAACCCUCCAAGCCGGGAAAAGACUGUGA
Molecule: messenger RNA, 918 nt
Organism: Helianthus annuus (common sunflower)
Lineage: Eukaryota; Viridiplantae; Streptophyta; Magnoliopsida; Asterales; Asteraceae
Exons: 1
Coding region: 1-918 (305 amino acids)
Source: RefSeq, a predicted model, not a curated record